Molecule: messenger RNA, 893 nt
Organism: Suricata suricatta (meerkat)
Lineage: Eukaryota; Metazoa; Chordata; Mammalia; Carnivora; Herpestidae
Gene: KHDRBS3
Product: KH RNA binding domain containing, signal transduction associated 3
Exons: 6
Coding region: 66-893 (275 amino acids)
Biological process (GO): regulation of alternative mRNA splicing, via spliceosome
Cellular component (GO): nucleus
Molecular function (GO): mRNA binding
Source: RefSeq, a predicted model, not a curated record
GGGGCGCGGGGCCGCCGCUGCUCGCCCGCCGCGCGUCGGCGUCCCGGGCCCGGCGGCCGGAGAGCAUGGAGGAGAAGUACCUGCCGGAGCUGAUGGCGGAGAAGGACUCCCUGGACCCCUCCUUCACGCACGCUCUGCGGCUGGUGAACCAAGAAAUAGAAAAGUUUCAAAAAGGAGAAAGCAAGGACGAAGAAAAGUACAUCGAUGUGGUGAUUAAUAAGAACAUGAAGCUGGGACAGAAGGUGUUAAUUCCUGUGAAGCAGUUCCCUAAGUUCAACUUUGUCGGGAAACUUUUGGGUCCCCGUGGCAAUUCUCUGAAGCGUUUACAAGAAGAAACCUUGACGAAAAUGUCCAUCCUUGGGAAAGGUUCCAUGCGAGACAAGGCAAAGGAAGAAGAGUUGAGGAAAAGUGGAGAAGCAAAGUACUUCCACCUCAACGACGACCUCCACGUUCUCAUCGAAGUGUUCGCUCCGCCAGCAGAAGCCUAUGCCCGGAUGGGACACGCGCUGGAAGAAAUCAAGAAGUUCCUCAUUCCUGACUACAACGAUGAAAUCAGGCAGGCGCAGCUCCAGGAGUUGACGUAUUUGAACGGUGGUUCAGAAAACAUGGACGUCCCUGUCGUUCGAGGAAAACCCACCUUGCGGACAAGAGGCGCACCAGCCCCAGCAGUAACCAGGGGAAGGGGAGGAGUCACAGCCCGGCCGGUCGGAGUUGGUGUACCACGAGGGACGCCAGCUUCCAGGGGAGUCCUUUCCACCCGAGGGCCCGUGAGUCGGGGAAGAGGACUUCUCACUCCCAGAGCAAGAGGAGUCCCCCCAACGGGGUACAGACCUCCGCCACCACCCCCAACACAAGAGACUUAUGGAGAUUAUGUAAGUGAUGGCGUCACGUAG